AUGCCCUCGACAAUCGCAAGGAAAUCCGCAGCCCUAUCCCUUCUGUGUUUCGCUAUCAAAGGGGCAGAUCAAAUGUACAGUUGCCUUAAUACUUGCAAAAAAGAACAGCUACUGAUGUGUCUUCCACUUUGGAUAAUCCCGCAAUCCGUCUAUUUGAUCUGCGUUCUUCAGUACACUGGAAUGUUGCUUUUGAUUAAGGACCGCUUUGAGGCAUUGAACCGGACGCUUCUGCAAAUCGACUCAAUGACAUCGACCCAUUGCAACUCAUUCGGCAUCAGCGGUGGAGAAAACCGCCCUUCCGAUGCCAAUCACCAUCCUCAGCGCUUUGGAAUGUUAGCCUCGCGGAAAAUGUCAUCGAAAGCCCGGCCCAGUCGAUGGACGCAUCAGAUGGAACGACACGGCGAGGAAUUCGUGGAACGGCUCAAUCACCUGAGACAAAUCUACCGGCUGGUUCUUCGAUUGCGAGCCGUAAUUGGACAGAUGAACCAUUCGUUUGGCAUGCAAAUUUUGAUUCUGGUCCAGAACCAUUUCGUAACGUUGAUACUGCAUGGCUAUGGCGCAUAUUCCACGAUUGUUGGCAUCAGCAAUGGAAUCGUCAAGUUCGAUACGUUGGAUAAACUUUUUAUGGCUCUGUGGAUAUUUUAUAUAUUCCUAGAAAAUUUCAUUCUUUGCUACACGAGUAGCGCGACUCUCAAUGAGGUCGACAAGAAUGCAUAUCUGCUGCACGAUGCAAUAUUCCACAACAACUGGCACUCAUCAUCCAGCUAUCAAAUGGAGGCCUCCUUCCGGUUGAAUGUGACUGAAUGGAAGCCACGCCUGGACAGCUGUGGCCUGUUCGACAUCAAUUUGGCGCUUUUUUACAAGAUAAUUGCCGCUGUGACAACGUACUUGAUAAUUUUAAUUCAAUUUGAUCAGCUCCAGUCGAAGGUUCAGUGAGAUUCAAGAGUGCAGCGAAGUGGCAAAUUAAUGACCGGAACCGUAGCCAUAAAGAAUACAUUGGACACUUUUAUGUGGAUUUAAAAAGGAAUUUAAUUGAAGUCAUCUGUAUUAAUUUUUUUAUCCGGCCCAGCUAAGGCAAACAAUUGUGCGAACGAAAAUAAACUGAACAUACGUUUCAGCUC
Messenger RNA from Uranotaenia lowii, 1121 nucleotides. RefSeq names its product putative gustatory receptor 28b. Lineage: Eukaryota; Metazoa; Arthropoda; Insecta; Diptera; Culicidae. Gene Ontology annotation, cellular component: axon; dendrite; membrane. Gene Ontology annotation, biological process: sensory perception of taste. The transcript has 6 exons. The coding region runs from base 1 to 936 and encodes 311 amino acids. The record is from RefSeq and is a predicted model, not a curated record.